Messenger RNA from Microplitis mediator, 1949 nucleotides. RefSeq lists its product as uncharacterized. The transcript has 2 exons. The coding region runs from base 95 to 1438 and encodes 447 amino acids. The record is from RefSeq and is a predicted model, not a curated record. NCBI's taxonomy places the organism in Eukaryota, Metazoa, Arthropoda, Insecta, Hymenoptera, Braconidae.
UUUAACUGCGUGGUGGUUAGCAGUUUGUCGAGCAUAAGAAAACUAGGCAGUAGCUUAAGUAAGUGUACAGUGACAUCAGUGCGUUCUGGAUACAAUGGAUAAAAGUAUUAGUGAGAAUGAUCAUGAUGAUAUCAACGUAAAACCUAAAUUUCUUGAUCAAGAAGCCCCUCUACUAGAUGACAAUGAUAUCGCAAAAAUAAUUGAACGUAAAACAGGUGUAUCGGGUCAAUCGGUAACAAACUGGCGUCUCGAGCCAAUCACAAGUUCUUACGGAUUCUUGGGAUCGUACUACCAACUCAUUGUCACAGUCAGCAAAAGUAAUGCUAGCAAUGGUGAAAGUAAUGAUAUUGGCGCCAAAAAUACAGAAUACUAUUUUUUUGCAAAAACUCCGCCGGCUUCGGGGCCACAACGUGAGGUUGCGUUGCAAAUAGGAAUUUUUAACAAAGAGAUUGUUAUGUAUGACGAUAUGAUACCGAGGAUUGGUAGUAAAAGAGGAUCCAAUUGGUCCCCGGAGUGCUAUUUCUGCAAACGAGACGUCAUCAUUGUGAUGGAAGACCUUAAGUAUCAGAAUUAUACAACACUCGGGAAAGAAGUGAUAUUUGAUUACGACAUUCUUUCAAGUCUCUUUGAAACUUUCGCCAAAUUUCAUUCGAGAUCCUUGAUUUUUGAAGAGCAAUUACGUGCCCAAGGUAAAACAUUACAGGAUGUUUGGCCUGAUCAGCUCAAUAAUGGACUUUUUAGUAGCCACGAAAAGUCAAGGCUGUAUCAAAAAUCAGCGCUUAUGGGAAUUUGUUGUUUGGUUAAAGCCAUUGAUAGCCUCACAGACAAUCAAAAAGACAUGAUAAUUAAUAAAAUUACCAGGUGGUCUGAAUGUUUAGUGGCAGCGUUCAAGCCAUCAUCUAAAUACCGCAACGUCAUAGCUCAUCAAGACGUUUGGACAGCCAAUGUCAUGUUUCUGAUGGAUGGUCAAGGCAAACCUCAAAAGUGCCGCCUGAUUGAUUUUCAAUUUUACGGUUAUCUCAAUCCAGCUAUGGACCUAAUGGUAUCAUUCUACAUGACCACUAAUCGUAGUACACGUGACAAUUUCUCCGAUACACUUAUUCAACACUAUUACAACUGUGUAAAACAGUGCUUAGAAAAUGAAAGCUUUGACAUAAAAAAAAUUUUACCGUGGAAUGAAUUCAGACAAUCUUGCGAAGAUGCACGACCUUGGGGAUUGAUGACCUCCUUGAUCAACUUACAGCUUACGCUUCUAGACGACCAUGUUCGUGAAAAAUACUACGUACGUUCUCCUGAGCUACUUGAAAACAUUUCGCUCGGCAGUGGACGGACUGAACUUGUCUCAAUGCAGUUUAAAACCAAUCAGUUGUACCGAGAGAGAUUCACGGAAAAUAUUUUCGAAGUUCUCGAACAAUUUUCUGACCAAGUAACGGUUUAGUUGGACGGUUAUUGCAGUACUAUAUUUGUAUGCUUGAUCACAUUUCUUCGUAGCGAUUUGAACAAAAAUUAUAGUUUUACUUUUUACCUUAAAAAAAAAAUUUUACGAUAAUUUUAAUAAAAAAUUUUUAAUUUAAAUUGAGUUCGAACAAAAAGACUAUUUAUUGCAUUGUAUGAAAAUAAUUUCAAUUGUUAUUGAAUUGAAAUCAGAUUAUUUCGACUGCUCAUUCAAAUCAAAGGAUUCCAUCCAUUCCAAUUUAACUUUAAUAUUUUUAUAUUUUACACAUCGAUAAUUUGCAGCGUUCGAGAUCAAUAAAAAACAGCAAUUAUUUUACAAGUCAAUUUUAUAUACACUUUCAAUAGAGGAAAUAAAUGCAUGGAUUUUUUUUUAUUCAAUAAAAACUGUGAAAAGUGAAAUUAACUGGUUUCAUUUUAAUAACUUUCACAUUUUAUCAGUCAUAUUACAAAUAUACUCAAACUUUAUGUCAGCAAGUUAGUUUUUAUUUAACAUG